This is a messenger RNA of Pleuronectes platessa (European plaice), 2808 nucleotides long. Its product is annotated as type I phosphatidylinositol 4,5-bisphosphate 4-phosphatase-B. Gene Ontology annotation, molecular function: phosphatidylinositol-4,5-bisphosphate 4-phosphatase activity. The record is from RefSeq and is a predicted model, not a curated record. The transcript is spliced from 7 exons. Gene Ontology annotation, biological process: phosphatidylinositol dephosphorylation. Gene Ontology annotation, cellular component: phagocytic vesicle membrane; late endosome membrane; plasma membrane. The coding region runs from base 16 to 807 and encodes 263 amino acids. NCBI's taxonomy places the organism in Eukaryota, Metazoa, Chordata, Actinopteri, Pleuronectiformes, Pleuronectidae.
GUUCCGGGGCCAGUGAUGGCGGACGGGGAACGGUCGCCGCUCCUGUCCGAGCAGCACGACGGCACCAACGGCUUCUCUCCCGGGGGCAGCGCGCACGGACAUCCGGCUAAACCUCAGAGUUUGGCGCCGUUCCCCAGCUUGGUGGCUCCCGGGGACGCUCCACCUCCCUACUCGCCUCAGGGCAGCCCGGACAGCAGCAGCGCUCCGAUCAUCAGCUGCCGCGUCUGUCAGAGCACCAUCUCCGUGGAGGGCAAGACGCACCAGCACGUGGUGAAGUGCGGCAUCUGUAACGAGGCGACGCCGAUAAAGAACGCCCCCGUCGGGAAGAAGUACGUCCGCUGUCCAUGCAACUGUCUUCUGAUCUGCAAAGUCACGUCGCAGAGGAUCGCCUGUCCCAGGCCCUACUGUAAACGCAUCAUCAACCUGGGACCAGUUCACAUCGGGAGCGACAGUCCUGAACCGCAGCAGCAACCCGUCGGCAUCAGGGUCAUCUGUGGUCACUGCUCCAAUACAUUCCUGUGGACGGAGUUCUCAGACCGGACCUUGGCCCGAUGUCCACACUGCAGAAAAGUCUCUUCUAUUGGCCGGGGCUAUCCCAGGAGGAGGAGCCUGCUCUGUUUCCUGCUGUUCAUCGUCCUCGCCGGCGCCACUGCAGGACUCCUGUUCGGUACGUGGAGGCCUGCACAGAACUCUAAAGGGAUCUACGCGUCGUGGGUGCUGCUGAUCCUGCUCGCUCUCUUCACCAUGGUGAGAACCAUCUACUGGAGGUGUCUGAAAAUCAGCGAUCCAAUUUCCAACAUCGCGUAGAGGGAGAGGAGAGGAGAGGAAGGAAGGAAGGAAGGAAGUUGAGGAGAGAAGGAGCUGAGAAGGAAAGAAGUAGGUUGUGUAGUUUAAACCGAGAAGCAGAAGCCAGAGUUGACAGCAAAAACGAUGAAUCAUGGACUGGAAGAGCGACGGGUCGGAGGAACGAUUUACAUUUCACAAAUGCUUCACAUUCAUGCCAAAUUAAAUUUGAGCUGCUCAUUUGUCAGAAAAACACAAACUCUAGUUUGACACUGCGACUUCCGUUGAGCUCCAGAAAGUGGCGUUUCCGUGAACGAGUGGAAAAAGAAAACAAGGGUCACUGGAGGGAAGAGAAAAACAUAUAUAACUAAUCUUCAUUGUUGGACUAACAUGUUGUUUCAGAGCCUGAUGCUGCUACGCUGUUUUAUUUCACGCUGUUAAUUUCUCACUGGAAAAAGGUACAUUCUGUUCUAUCAGUGCCAGAGAAUCAUAAAGAGGAUUGUGUCUUUAGACUGAGCGUCUGUUCUGUGUAACUCUGGUGAGUGGGUUCCAUCUCCUGUGAGAAGAACUGACUGAGAGUCACACCUUCAACCGUCACAGUCAGCUCCAGGUGAAGAGUAAAGCUGAACUGAGAUCAGUUAAAAACACUCUGGAGUUAUUAAAAGUAGAGUCCAGGAAAACCUUUCGGGAGAAUCAGCGCUAAACGCUUUUUAUUUUUGAGAAAUACGACAAAAAACGAAGCGAAAAUAUCACACAUUGAUUUAAAUUAACCGACAAAUACUCGACUACUUUCAGAUGUCUUGGAAUAAAGUUUCUGAGGAAUAAAACUCUUCAGUGAAUCAGUGUUUGAAGUUUAUCUGAGAUCAGCUGACAUCUAACACGGGAGAAGAAACAACUAGUCAGCAGUUAGUCACCUUCUUAUCACUCUGUGAACUCACCAAUUAAUCAAAUAUCUCCGUUACCACACAAAGUCAAGUGACCAGAUCGGGUUUAUCAAGUGUUUGCUUUUGUUUUGGGGCAUUUUUCAUUAAAAGGUAUAUUUCAAAUGAAUUGACUAACAAAUUGUGGGAAAGAAAAACACUCUAAAAGGCUUCAAGCAAAAAACAGGCAGAUUGAUGCUGUUAAAACGUAACGAACAUUCAUACAUAUAUAAUAUGUUCAUGCAUAAUUUAUAUACAUAUGUACAUAAUGAGGGAGAGUCAGUAAAACUUGAAUUGAGGCAUUAACUGAGAAAAAGGACAUCACCUCGUCUUUCUUGAUGUUUAUGAAGAAGGUCGAGUUGCGUGUUCAUCUCACAGGGGUUCAGGGGAAUUUAGAUUUUAUUUUAUUUUUCAUCUUCAAUGUGUUUAUGUUAAAUGAUUCAUAAAACGAAAUGAUACUAAUUAUUGUGGCCAAAAGAAUUCAUGAUAACAAUAUUGUAGCAACAUCUAUAAAAAGUUUUAAUAAUGAUAAUUAUACUCUCAGUCAAUUUCAUCUCGAACAUUUUUCGUGUGUUUUAUCACAUUUUUCAUAGAUUUUCUCCUCCUUUAUAAUUUUUCAUUUAAUAUAGCCACCUGCAUACAGUGCUGAAAGCAGAUGUGUCAUAUCAACACUAUAUCAACACAUUCUUUUUAUUAUUACAGUUAUUGUCACUAAGUGGACGUCGCAUCAGUGAACUUUCUAAAUCCAACACAAAAGUGCAGUUUUUUUCCCCGUUUGAUUCCGACAUGAAUUUAACACGAGGAACAAAUUAUUUAUUUUUAUUUUUAAUUCUGUGUGGUGUCGUCUGAAGGAGUGAAACUGAACUCGUGACAAUAGUAAAAACCUGUUUGUGUUAAAGUGUAAAUAUGAAUCAGUUGAUUAUUUUGGGACUGUACAGAAUUAUGAGAGCUCCCCUUGUGGCCGAUCUAUGUAAGUACCCAAUGACUGUGAAACCUGUUGCACUUGUACUCGUGUACUAUUACUGUAUGUUCUCGUCAUUCCGUUGGAUGGGUUCUGUUUGUUUUUUUCAAUAUUGUGGAACAAAUUAAUACUUUUAACAACGUC